This is a messenger RNA of Syngnathoides biaculeatus (alligator pipefish), 3687 nucleotides long. It is a transcript of the gene pcare1, whose product is annotated as photoreceptor cilium actin regulator 1. The coding region runs from base 1 to 3345 and encodes 1114 amino acids. The record is from RefSeq and is a predicted model, not a curated record. The transcript is spliced from 3 exons. Lineage: Eukaryota; Metazoa; Chordata; Actinopteri; Syngnathiformes; Syngnathidae.
AUGGGAUCCUCACCAUCCAAAGGUAAUAAUUUAGUGACUCUGGGCUCAUUGAGGAGGAGAAGAAUGUUACCCCCUGCACCCCAAGAUCAGCCCAGGGAAGUUAAUUUUACAGAUGGAGAUAAUCAUAUGUGUACUGGUGCUACUGAUGCCGAUACUAAAGAGAAAAGGACAAAUGGACAAAAACUGAUCUUUCAAAGGGAUGUAAAUAUGGUAUCAGAAGAAGAUAAAUGUGCUACUGUGCCCACCCCAGAGCCAAAUGAAAGAGAUAAAUUGAAAAGUCAAAGAAUGAACAACAGCACUGUGAUACAGAAAGAAGACAAAAAUGGGGACAAGCAGGAAGUAACAGAGAAAAAGUCAGGGAGAAGAACAAGAAGAAGUUCCAGAGGUGUGAAAGUGCUGAAAAAGAAAGAAAGGGAAAUGCCAAAAAUUGAGUUUCCAGAGCCUCUGGUAAAAGCUCACCAAGCUGCUUACGCCUUUUUAAAUCCUAGCAUCAACAAAUUUGAUGCUGUACUUGGUUUACUGGAACAGGCAACUCAAACUCAAGUAUCUCUGCAGCCAAUGGUUUCUUUUAUUGCUUUACGUUAUGAAGAAAUAAUUCAGGCUCUGGAAGAAAUUAUUGAUGAAGGAGAAAAAAUGCUAAAAGAAAAUAGUGAACAUCUUGCUUGGCCAAGUCAAAUGAAAAAUAUCUCAAAUGCUGCACCUUUAAAAUCUGGCUCAGCUAUUGAACCCCCACCUGAUUUGUUACAGCAGCUGCUUCAAUACACCACGCAGAGAAUGCAGAAUGUGAGUCAGACAGUUGGAGGAAUUGGGGACUCUGCCCUGGAGGAGGCAGUGGAAUACUUUUCUUCAGUCUCGGAACUUUUGGAGGAGAAGCUGAAAAUCAAGCGUUUAGUUGAGUCUAGGUUAAUGCGACUCACAUCUCACAUUGAAUUGGCAUCUCUUCGCAAACCUGGGCCUGAGGACUCUGCUCUCUUUAGUGAGGACAGCGGUAUUGGGGCUGAGAGUGAAUCCCUUGCUGGAUCAGAAAAGCACCUUAGACGUAUGAGUUGUGAAUCUAGUGGAACAAAUAGAACUACUCCUUUCAGUCCUUUGGUGUAUACCACCAUGGCAGGAGUAUCAACAAAAAAUCUUGCAUGUCAAAUAAGUCCAACUGCUUCCCUUACUUCAUUGAACUCAUUAGCUUCUAUGUGCACAAUGAUGGCAAAUGUCCAAGGGGACUCGUUACUAGGAUCAGUCUCUUUAGAUGAAGGUGAAGAAGAUCAUGAGAAUUAUAAAAUGGGCAGAGAGACUAGAAAUGGGCAAGUAGGGAUAAGAAAGCAAUUUAAUGAUUCACCUGUAAAUUGUGAACUACAGAAGUCACGGCGCUUACCUUCCAAGUGCAUUAAAAAUCCUAAAAUUGUGGAAAUGACAAUCAAAAUGAAAAAUGCUUUGAGUGGAAAAAUGCAGUUUGUUCAGCCACCAAGUGGUGGUGUCAAACAAAGGAUAGCAGGCAGUCCAAAAACUGGAGGUGGCCAACGGGCUGAUGAAAAGGGACCAUCUCUGAAGAGAUCUCAAACAACUAUUCGAAGGAGUGUCGUUAAAACAACACCAGUGGUGAAAGAGAGGCGUUCCCGUUCCGUUGAGUUCUUGCACAGCAAAGGGGAGAAUCCUACUUUCCUUGAACUGGAAAAGUCUCAGAAAAAAAUAGGCCAGAGAUUACAGAAAAUGAACAAAACCAAGGAAACCACAAAAGGAGGAACAAAGUCUACAUCUAAAGAAAACCAGAAAACUUCACUUCCUGAUUCUCCAAAGAUAAACCAGAAGCACCCAUCUUUGGAAAAUUCUGGCAAUCUACGUGAAAAGGUAGCGCUUAUGAAAUGCACUAAUAUGGAGGAAGAUGAUAAAGAGAAAGGUAAGGAAUCGUUGACGGGCCUUGUGAAAGCAACACCACCUCCAAGUCCCCCUCAAUCACCAAGACCAUCUUCAGCACUGUUUAGAGGCAGAAAUUCUGUGAAAAAACUCAUUGAUACCUUUAGUCAAGGAAUAGAGGAGAUGGACAGCCCUAAUGUUCUGGGUCCACUUAGAGGUGUACGGAAGUGUGGUGUUCCAGUGUUACCAGGUUUAGGAAAUGUCACAGCUGUCCUUAGCACUGGGAAAACUAGUUGCAGAUCACAAAGCACUUCAGGUGAAAAGGCUGAUUAUUCAGACCUGGAUAGUCUUCCUCCACCCCCAUUAGAAGUGAUAAUGGACAAUUCAUUUGAAGGCACCCUUUCAGUUGGUGUAGAGGCGGAAGAGGUAUUAAAACCUGUGAAAUCACCUAUGGUAAAGAGGGUUGGACUGUCACAGCGACUACGGGCAUCAAUUCACUCUGGACCAGUAUUACCUAGUAAAGGCAGUGCGGAUGGUAAAACAGACUUUGACCCUAUCAACCAAAUUAUUUCCACUCCGUUGCAGCAAUUCAGAAAAAAGAGAUACCGAAAACAUUCCUCAGAUUCACAGUCUGAGCAAUCUUUAACAAAUUAUGAUGCAUCAUGCCAAUCUGCCACUCAAGAGGACUCAACAAAUAUACAGGAUAAUGAGAACCUCUUAAUCCCUGGAAUAAACACUACAGUCUCUAAUGUGCCUCCCUCAUUUGAAGCCAGUCAUGAACUUACCACUUCACUGCUGUCUAAGGGGCGAAUAUUGCCAUCUACACCUCCUACUUCAAAGUCUUCCCAUAGAAGACUUCCGAGUCCUCAGAAAUUAAAAAAAUCCCCAACACCACCAUCUUCAGCUAGUUCCCCAGUUAAUAACAGAAAAUCCUCCACUCCACUAGAAGGUCACAGUAGACUCCCCAGCCCACCAGUUAAGCAUAACAUUUUGAACUCACUAUACCCUUUGAAACCACCAUCUCCACCUGCUUCACCAAAAGUGCAACGAUGGUCAAGAGAGAAUAGCUUGGAAGAAUCUGCUCGGUUGAUCAAUAAUGCGCGUUCUGUUUUCUGCCCAAUUUCUCCAUCCUUGUUUGAGGCCCAGCCCUGUAAAGCUGCCCAAAUUUCUCAAGCCUGGACCUCUGUUGGAGGUUCUUUUCGAUCAAAUACCUGUGGGAUUCGUGGCAGGGACUCUGUGUCAGUCCAUGGACCUCAACCUUUUAUCCGUCGAAGUCUUUCAGAAAGAAGAACAACUUUAAACCUUCAACCUCGAUCCCCAGUCCUCUCUGUGGCCAAGACAUGUGGAAGUGAACCUUCAAUAUGCACACAGGGAUCUGAUGAUGAACCAGCAAGAAAAGAGGAAUCCUGGGGGAGCCAAUCAGACUUCAGAGCAACUCCCCGUUCUGCAUCCCAGCCGGACCUUUAUGUUGUUGGACAGGCCUUACACAAAGAGUAAACUGACCAAUGAAUUACCAGUGUCAUUAAGGACUAAGAGGCUUAAGAGAGGAUUUAAGGUGAUGGUGCUUCACUGGUCCAAAAGAAGGAACCAACACUUUCCACCUUCCUGCUAUGCGACACCUCAACAAUAAUUGUUUAAACACUUGCACUGUUUGAAAAAAUAAACGUGAUGUGUCAAUGUGGCAUGUUCUUUUUGUAUUAUAAAUACAAAAUAUUUAUCAGCAAUUCAGUUUAUCUUAUAAUCCAAGAACAACCAAUUAAUAAAUGAAAUCCUAUUAAAACUCAGCUGUAAAAAGAGUCUUUGUGUGCUGGAGCCUAUCCCAGCUGUCACCGGGCAGGA